Messenger RNA from Uncinocarpus reesii 1704, 1098 nucleotides. RefSeq lists its product as uncharacterized. The transcript has 3 exons. The record is from RefSeq and is a predicted model, not a curated record. Lineage: Eukaryota; Fungi; Ascomycota; Eurotiomycetes; Onygenales; Onygenaceae. Gene Ontology annotation, molecular function: FMN binding. The coding region runs from base 1 to 1098 and encodes 365 amino acids.
AUGACUUUGAAAAAUAAAGAAAUUCCACCUCCUCGCGCACCUUGGCGUGACCUGUUUGACAAGCAAAGGGGCAAAGCCCCGGUUGAAUUCUGUCUGGCCACUGUCCACCACGAUCCCUUCACCGGCAGGGCCUAUCCCCGGGCGCGAACAUGUAUCUUUCGCAAUUUUUGGUCCGAGAUUGAGCUACAUCCUGCUGCCCUCCGCGAGAUGGACAGAAGCUAUGUCCCGGUUGAGCCUCCUGCUCCAAAAGAACAUCGGGUUAAGGAUGGUUGGGGUCUUUAUCCAGAUGAAGAAGAGGCUGGUGAUGCUGCUGCAUUUGAAAAGGACGAUGACGAUUCUCAAACUCAAUACAACUUCAUUUGUGGAAAUGAUGAAUGUGGGGAGUAUGACGACUACGAUGGCAUCGAUGCCCGCUUCGAUGAUACGUAUUAUGCGCAGGAGUACGAAGAGGAUAGCGACGAUAGCUUUGCCGACCUUUAUGGCAAUAAUGAUGAUAAAGCCACAAACGAAGCGUCAUUCGAAAGUGAUAUGUUCACUUUCACCACCGAUGUGAGGAUGCCCAAAGUUGGUGACCUGAUAGAUCCCGACGGCGGUCCUGGAGGGUAUGUUGAGGCAGUCUUUUGGCUUAGAGAUGUUUGCGUCCAAUGGAGGGUGAAGGGCAGGGCGUUUGUCGUUGGCGGGGAUCCCGAGGAUGAGGCUGAGGUGCAAGCACGGGAAGAAAUUGAAAAGGCAAUGCGUGCCUGCCCAGGUUACUCAAAGAAAACACUGCGGAAGUGGAGCUGGGAGAAAGAGAUUACCGCUCAGUUUGCGAAUUUGAAACCUUUGAUGAGAGCCCAGCUACGGCCUUAUCUCAUCCCAAGCUUUGUUCUUAGCUCAGAUUGUUCGCAUUGUUCGCGGAAGCCUGUGGAAACAGGUGAAAAAGAAUUGUUUACUGACUUUACCAUCAAGGGACAUUCAAAAACCAGCCACCAGGAACCCCGAUACCUGAUGGUAUACGAGACCCCAUUGCUUUUCAAGUUUGGAAAGAACAGGACGUAUGGCCGUGAAUCUAAUUUCAAGGAGUGGAAUGGAGCUCCUGCAAAUAUGUUCAGCUGCUAG